AGACUUCACGGUAUAUAUUUGUCGUAAGCCCUGCCUUCAGUGUAAAUGCUGCUGCUUGUGUGCCUGAGCUUCUUCCUGCGUAUUAGUCUGUCCGCCACCAUCACCACUACUGUUGCAUCUGCGGACGCCCGCAAGUUGGUUUUUAGUGCGAAUGCGGGCGUGCUCCAGGUGUUUUUAAAUGAUUUCGCUUCCCGGUUCGACGAUUAUACCUCAUAUAUGAAUUCUGCCAAGAUACCUUUUCCAGGGUCUCUGGUGCAAUUCUAUAUGAACGUCGAGCAGGCAAGUACUGACCAGGCUGCGGUCACCUCAAUGUUGGUGAACGACUUCCCAAUGUCUGAAUUCAAAACGUACAUUUCUGUUUUCCCAUGGUACAGCUCGCUUCUCUCUGCUGGCGGUGAUUCGACGAUUUAUUUGACGGAGGAUUUAGUUUCCAAAACUGUCGCGGUGGAUGAGGAAUCCAACCGGUUUAAUCUCAGGGUGGUGUCGGCCACAACCUCCGCUUCAGCCACCCUUGCAACUUCAUCUUCUGCAGCUUCCAGCAAGUCUAGCUCGUCAUCCUUUUCCAGCUCCUCUGUGUUCGCUGGUUCCACAGCUGGCGGCUCCAAGCUGAUUGUCCCCGGUCUCGGACUUCUUCUUUUAGGAAUAUUAAUAUAG
This is a messenger RNA of Ogataea polymorpha, 654 nucleotides long. RefSeq lists its product as uncharacterized. The transcript has a single exon. The coding region runs from base 46 to 654 and encodes 202 amino acids. NCBI's taxonomy places the organism in Eukaryota, Fungi, Ascomycota, Pichiomycetes, Pichiales, Pichiaceae. The record is from RefSeq and is a predicted model, not a curated record.